This is a messenger RNA of Malus domestica (apple), 2209 nucleotides long. RefSeq lists its product as uncharacterized. The record is from RefSeq and is a predicted model, not a curated record. Lineage: Eukaryota; Viridiplantae; Streptophyta; Magnoliopsida; Rosales; Rosaceae.
UAGAUCGACUGUUAUGGAUAAAGAUUAUGGACAUUCUUCCUUCUAACUUUAAACACGCCUACCUAAUUUUUCAGGGGUAAAAUAGUAAUUGCACGGCACAAUCCGGGUGCCGGAAUCGGAAAGAGCGCAGCCGGAGCAGGCCUCGCCAGCCGUUUCCGCCGCAGUAGCGACGGCGUCACUUUGCCGUGGAGUGGAAGCAAGCAAAAUCCAAAACUAUUUUUUAUUAUUAUUUUCAGAGGAGAGAGAGAGAGAGAGAGUAAAUGCGAUUUGUAUUUUAUUCAGGAAAGUAAAGGAGAGACGAAAGGGAAGAAGGGGAGAGAGAAUAUUUCUUGCCUCGUUCGUUUCAAUGGCGCCUACUGAAGUCUGAAACAGCAACCUCCUUCUGAGAUUUCUCACAAUCUGAAGUCUCGACUCUCGCAGCGGACGACGUCGUUUUACGGCGAUGAUGAACUGGUGGAGAGUGUUGAAGUCCGUGCAGGCCUUGGUGGCCCACAGCCUCCUCUUCUCCUUUACGCUACUGCUCGUCCUCAAGCUCGACGGCGUCGCCGCCUCCUACUCUUGGUGGAUAAUUUUCUUUCCACUUUGGAUAUUUCAUGCAGUUGUUGCCCGAGGAAGAUUCUCAUUACCUGCUCCUUCCGUUCCACACAGUCGUCAUUGGGCACCAUGUCAUGCUGUUGUCGCCACACCAUUGCUAGUUGCAUUUGAGUUGCUCCUUUGUAUAUAUCUUGAUAGUGUUUCCGUUCAUGGUUUUGCAGCUGUCAACUUGAAGGUUGUCUUUCUACCCUUACUGGCCUUCGAAGUAAUUAUUCUAAUUGACAAUUUCAGGAUGUGCAGGGCUCUAAUGCCAGGGGAUAAUGAAGGCAUUAGCGAUGACACAAUAUGGGAGACACUUCCUCAUUUCUGGGUAGCAAUCUCCAUGGUUUUCUUUGUUGCUGCUACAGUCUUCACUCUGCUUAAGUUAUGCGGUGAUGUAGGUGCUCUUGGUUGGUGGGAUUUAUUUAUAAAUUUUAGUAUUGCAGAAUGCUUUGCCUUUCUUGUCUGUACAAAGUGGUCCAAUCCAGUGAUUCAUCAAAAUUCUCAUACAAGAGAAGCUACUUCAUCUUCUACAACUAUUAGAUAUCUUGACUGGAAUAGCGGUUUAGUAGUUUCAGCAGAAGAGGAUCAGAAUCAAGAUAAAAUGUGUGGUCUGCAAGAUAUUGGUGGGCAUCUUAUGAAAAUUCCCGUGAUUGGCUUUCAAGUUCUCCUUUGUAUGCGCCUUGCGGGAACCCCAGAAAAUGCUAGACACAUCCCACUUCCAGUUCUCUUCUCUCCUCUUUUUUUACUCCAAGGCGCUGGUGUACUAUUUUCUGCAUGUAGGUUGGUGGAGAAAAUUGUACUUUUGUUGCGUAGUGGGGCUGGCACCGGAUUAUAUUUUAGAUUUUCUUCAAGAGCUCAUGACUGCUUCGGGUUUUUGCACCAUGGUUCUAGGCUACUGGGCUGGUGGUCGAUAGAUGAAGGAAGUCGAGAAGAGCAUGCCAAACUGUUUCAUGAGGGGGCAUCAGGAUACAACACUUUUUGCGGUUACCCACCUGAGAUAGUGAAGAAAAUGCCUAAGAAGGAUCUCACUGAGGAGGUAUGGAGACUUCAAGCGGCUCUUGGCGAACAGACAGAAAUCACCAAAUACAGCCAGCAGGAGUACGAAAGACUUCAAAAUGAAAAAGUGUUGUGUCGCGUUUGCUUCGAGGGAGAGAUUAGUGUGGUCCUGCUACCAUGUCGGCAUCGUGUCCUUUGCAGUUUCUGCUGUGACAGAUGUAAAAAGUGCCCGAUAUGCCGCGAAUCAAUCGAGCAGCGCUUACCUGUGUAUGAUGUUUAGGUUUCAAUCCACCCGCCCCACUCCGAAUGUUGUAUAAUAUGGAACUGGGGUAGAUAGAGCGGGACGGUAACCUUGAUUCAGCACAUGUUCUUAACACAGAUUAUACUCUAACUUCCAUGGUGGUGAGUUUUGCUGUUCUAAUUAAGCAAAGCAAAGGAUUGUAGGAGAUGCAGGAUGUGCAGUCACUUUUACAAAAACUGAGUAGCUUUUUUCCCAGUUUUUUCUACCUUUUGAAAUUGUAAAUGUGCAGUGGAAAGUACUGUUAUAACGGAGUCAUAAAUGAUAGUGUUACGAAUGGUAACCUUUCACUGAGGUUGAUGUUCCCUGAAAUAAAAAAUCGAGUUUCAGAAGGUAAAA